Molecule: messenger RNA, 1077 nt
Organism: Peromyscus eremicus (cactus mouse)
Lineage: Eukaryota; Metazoa; Chordata; Mammalia; Rodentia; Cricetidae
Gene: Rpl7l1
Product: ribosomal protein L7 like 1
Exons: 6
Coding region: 304-1071 (255 amino acids)
Biological process (GO): maturation of LSU-rRNA from tricistronic rRNA transcript (SSU-rRNA, 5.8S rRNA, LSU-rRNA)
Cellular component (GO): cytosolic large ribosomal subunit
Molecular function (GO): structural constituent of ribosome; RNA binding
Source: RefSeq, a predicted model, not a curated record
AAGUGAGGGGCAUUGUGGGAAGCGUUUCCUGUUCGCCGCCAAACGGCCGCGUUCCAGACACUACAGCAUAACCGAAAAGCGCCACACCUUGAUGAAUGUCAUAGACUCUAGGAAGCUUGGAAGGGAUGCGAAGGGAAAUGGAACUUUCUGGCUGGAUUCAGGGCUAGCAAGACUAUUUCUCGGAAGUUCACAGCUGCUAAGGGAUCGCAGGCGGCCAGGGUCCUCCAGAGUGGGCGAGAGCGGCGUCUCUAUGAUCAAGGAGCCAUAGAGCAGGCCUCUCUACCCCGCCCAGUCAGACUGCGCAUGAGCAGUAGCUGUAGCACCGGAAAGAUGGCGGAGGAGGGGGAGAGAAAAAAGAUCCCUUUGGUUCCGGAAAAUCUCCUGAAAAAGCGGAAGGCUUAUCAGGCUCUGAAAGCAACCCAGGCAAAGCAGGCCCUUUUGGCAAAGAGGGAGAGGAAAUCAAAAGAAUUCAGGUUUAAGCGACUGGAAUCAUUCGUACAUGAUUCCUGGCGGCAGCAGCGUGACAAGGUGCGUGUCCGGCGACUAGAAGUGAAACCUCGUGCAUUGGAAGUACCUGAUAAACAUUCCUUGGCCUUCGUAAUACGCAUGGAAAGGACAGAAGGGGUGAGUCUAUUGGUACAGAAGACCAUAGCAAAGCUUCGCCUGAAGAAGUUGUUCAGUGGUGUCUUUGUCCAUGUCACCCCUCAAAGUGUGAAAAUGCUGCGCACAGUGGAGCCUUACGUGACCUGGGGAUUUCCAAAUCUGAAGUCUGUCCGGGAACUCAUCUUGAAACGUGGACAAGCAAGGAUUAACAAUAAGACUGUCGCUCUGACAGACAACACAGUGAUUGAGGAGCACCUGGGGAGAUAUGGUGUCAUUUGCCUGGAAGACCUCAUCCAUGAAAUCGCCUUCCCGGGGAAGCAUUUCCAGGAGAUCUCCUCAUUCUUGUGCCCUUUCCACCUCUCCGUGGCCCGGCAUGCUACCAAGAACAGAGUGGGGUUCCUCAAGGAGAUGGGUUCUCCUGGCUAUCGGGGUGAACGCAUCAAUCAGCUCAUCCGCCAGCUGAACUAGACUGGG